Messenger RNA from Haliotis rufescens (red abalone), 5257 nucleotides. RefSeq names its product palmitoyltransferase ZDHHC1-like. Bases 244 to 1911 code for a protein of 555 amino acids. Gene Ontology annotation, molecular function: protein-cysteine S-palmitoyltransferase activity. The record is from RefSeq and is a predicted model, not a curated record. NCBI's taxonomy places the organism in Eukaryota, Metazoa, Mollusca, Gastropoda, Lepetellida, Haliotidae. Gene Ontology annotation, biological process: peptidyl-L-cysteine S-palmitoylation; protein targeting to membrane. Gene Ontology annotation, cellular component: Golgi apparatus; endoplasmic reticulum. The transcript is spliced from 12 exons.
CAAAACGUAGCUGUGAGAUUCAGACACUAUAAUACAUCCACAUUUGCUGCGUCGUUUCCUGCAUGCGCAGGUCGUGUGAAGCGUCUGUAAAAGCAAUUGUCGGAGAUUACCGAAGUCACCCGAAAGAGAAAUUACCUUGGAUUCAAGAUGGCGGAAUAAUGUUGUUUAUCUGUCGUGGACAAAAUAUUACCCUAUCUGACCGGUGACAUGUUCGAGAUCUGACAUCGGCACUAAGGUGGAGCGAUGGAGCCAGAGUAUUACCAGGAGAGCAGUCGCCGGAAUGGCUGGUCCCUCCCGCCGCAUCCCCUGCAGGGCGUGGCCUGGCUGGUGGUCAUCUACUUCAUCAUCAUCUACUUCACCACCCUCGUCCCCGUCCUACCCACGGAGUGGCAGCCGGCGGGAUAUAUCAUUAAUGGCCUGGCGUGUCUGGUGCAUGUCUUCACGCACUUCAUCGCCACUCUCAUCAACCCAGCGGACGAAGCUGUUCUCCGGGCAAACUUCAACGACAAGAUGCCAACAUUUGACAGAAAGAAACGAAGACAUGUUAUUGAGAAUCAACACUGUUAUUUGUGCCGUGUGAAUGUUGGGUCCAAGUCCAAGCACUGCAGUGCCUGCAACAAGUGUGUGUCCGACUUUGAUCACCACUGUAAGUGGCUCAACAACUGUGUCGGCGGCAGGAACUACAGAUGGUUCCUAGCCACGCUGGUGAGCGGAGGAGUGGGAUGUCUGCUGAUUCUGUGUGUGUGUCUGGUACAGUUCAUCGGAUUCUACACAGAUGAGAAAGAUGGACGUCUCCUGCAGCCAUACAGAGGCAACCAUUCCAUAGCUGAGUUCGAGAUACUGCACCAGAAAGUUGACAAGGAAGGCUGGCUUGCUCUUGUGGGGAUCACAGGCCUGCUGGCUUUCAUCGCAGUCGCACUGCUCACACAUCUCUUCAGCUUCCAUGUCUACCUCAUGUGCAAGGGCCUGAGUACGUACGACUACAUCGUGAUGCAGCGGGAGGACCUGAAGGAUGCGGAGGAGUACCAGGAGUACACCAGCAACAAGCAGCGGCUGCAGCAGCAGCAGGCCAAGGCCGCCAAGAAGAGUAAUCGAGUGACGCCGACAAAGCCAAAGCCAGCAACGACAAUAGACACUGUUGAUGGCAGCCUUCACAAACAACGCAGGAAACUGUCGUAUGACAAGGCAUUCAGGAACCAUUGUGAUGAGGAGGGAGAGACUCCACCCCCUACAGCCAGUCCCAUACACAAGCAUGAUGACUCCCGAACUAAAAAAAACAUCCGACCAGAUGACAGCAUGACAGUCAUUAAAAAGAUGAAAAAGAAGAAAAAGAAAGUUGUUAAGCCGGGUAUAAGCACUGUUGACAACCCCGACUUAUAUAGUUCGAGUCGUACACGGCACUCCGAUUACCACUCGGAUUCUGGAGAGUCCUUAAAAGAAGUCCAACACAGGCACCCAGACACCGAGUCUUAUGACAGCGCCGUGCUUAUGAACUAUGACCAACACUCCUCGCAGGCGAGCCUGUUGUCAGGGAACUCCCACCGGCGCCAGGAAAACAGGAAACGCAGAACAAAAGUCAUCGGCGUUGACGUCAACACAGAAGAGGAUGAUGACCUCAAUGCAACACACAUGUUUUCUAUCAACGAAACUGCCAAGUUUAGAAAGGAUGGUAGCUUAGAUUAUUCCAAUGGUGGUGCCUCUCUGCCCCUCACUCCUGUGAUGUUGCGGAAGAAGCAGGAUGUGCCCCCGCUUGACUUGACCGCGCUGAGGUCAAGCACUGAAAGCACAGCGUCCGCUACAUUCAGGCCAUAUAGCGGAACUGUCCGUUCCACCGACACAUAUGGUUUGACGGACAGACCUCUGCCCAGAUUGAAGGCUGUUCCGGAAGGAGGGUUAGAUACUGAAGUUUGAUCAUCUGUUUGGGUCAGGUAGACAGAAGGGAAUAGAUACAUGAGAUAACAUCAAUUGUUAAAUAUAGUCUACAAAACAUACUUCCUUUAAUUAUGAAGCAGAUAAGUUACAUUUGUGGUGUGUUGGAAAGGAUAUAAUUGGUUCUACAUCUAUCCAGGAAGUUGAAAAUUGCUCAGUAAACAAUGUUCAAGAUUGUUCCCAAUUUUGUAAUAUACUUCUCUGUGCCAGUAGCUGAUGUUAAAAUUGUUAAAUUUGCUUUCAGUAUUUACUCAGGAACAUAUUUGUAGCAUCCGUUAUCAACAUAUCGGUGUCAUCAUACUAGAAAAGAGAGUAUAAAGUAAACAUUAAUUGUUCCUGUGGAUUCUAAUUACAGUACAGGAGUGAUAAGUAGACAUGUCUUUGUUUUCUGAAAAAUGGUGCAUAUACACCUAAAUUGUAGUCAUUUUCUGUGUGUAUAAUAUUUAUUGACAUAUUUAUCAGAGCGACAGUCAUUGACAUAUUGUGUCAUGUUAAUUUAGUAUUGUUUGUUUUCUGUUUGUUUUUAUUUAUGAUAUUUUAUUUCACUUGUCCAAUCCGAUCCAGCGCUGUUUUAAUUGUUACUUGCUGCGAGACUGUGAUCGUACAAACACAGGACCCUGCUACUCAUUGUAUCUUCCUUCAAUCCACAUACACUGAAACCUUGUUAAUCCAAACAGUAACGUCCCAGCAUCAUCAUCUUAACUAUCACAUUUCAGAAUCAUCCUCAUCUAUCCAGGGUAUUAUAUCUCCAUUCUAUUGUAAUAACAACCAUGGAUGGACCCAUUUGCCACCAUAGCCAGCGUCCCGUUGAACGUACACGAUGUUAAGAGAUGUGUGAGAGAGGGAGGAUGGGGCGAGGGAGGGAGAGGGAAACAUGGAUGAUGCCAUUCAAUGAAUCUAUGGCUGCGAACGGGUCCAGGUAAUAGAUCAUAAUAGAAUGGAGAUAUUAUAUACUGGAUAAUCGAGAAUGCUGUUUAUGUGUAGAUGUAGAAGUGUCGAGAAGGAAACUAUCCGAACUAGAAGGGUUUCACUACACACAGAUAACAAGGGUUUCACUACACACACAUAAUAAGGGUUUCACUAUUCACAGAUAACAAGGGUUUCACUACGUACAUCAUGAGAGUCACUACACAGAUGACGAGGGUUUCAUUACACACAGAUAACAAGGGUUUCACAACACAGAUAACAAGGGUUUCACUAUACACACAUAAUAAGGGUUUCACUAUGCACAGAUGAAAAGGGUUUCACUACACACUCAUAAUAACAAGGGUUUCACUACACACACAUAGUAAGGGUUUCACUAUGCACAGAUAACAAUGGUUUCACAACACACGGAUGACGAGGGUUUCACAACACACAGAUAACAAGGGUUUAACUAUUAUUCAGUAUUAAAGAAGUUGUUAUCCAUAAAUUGUGUCUACAUUGUUAAACACGCUCUUCUUGGAAUACAUGUAUACAUUUGAAUUUUUUAUGACAACCUGUUUGGAAUAUAUUGAAGUUGUUAAUCAUGUUAAUAUAAAUAUUAUUAUUUAAUACAUGUUUGAAACAAUAAUGAAUAGAUUUACAGAUUUGAUAAAUUGCUACAUUCUGUAAUGUUUAUGAGUGUAGAAUAAUAUUUAGGAUUUAUUAGGCAUGAAACUACUGGCUCUCAGGCUAUUUGUUGGUGUGAAGGGGCAGCCUUGUCUGGUGGGCAGUGGGUGAUUAGAUAGAGUCUUUAUUUCUUUGUCCAAAAGAUGAGAUGUAUUACUGCUGCUGAUGCUGAUGGCAAGGCCCAAGAACCAAGUAUAAUUCGUGAAGCCUGACUGUGUACAUAGGCCUGUGGUGGAGUAUGAUCAUCCCUGACUCUUCGUCAUGUGCUGCUGUUGUGUACAUACUUGCAUCCCUGUCUCCGUACCUUGUGUGUUUCUAUUGGUGGUACAUCAUAGUUGCUGUACAGAAAACUUGUGAUACCAAAAACACUGUGACCUACUGGACAGAUUCACAGUCUCAAUAUGCACAUGUUACCAUGGUUACCUGUAUAUAUCUGGCUCAGGCAUGUAUCUGUGAUAGGCAUGUUAUUUACAGGAACUGCCUCAAAGAUGUCUCCGUGUUUCUCAUAUGUUCCGAUGGCUAGGUGGCCCAAGGCACUGGGUUUAGCUGUUCAGAGUAGCCUCGAAGAUGUCUCUGUGUUUCUCACAUGUUCCGAUGGCAUAGGUGGCCCAAGGCACUGGGUUUAGCUGUACAGAGUUGCCUCCCCUUGGUGUGCCACAAACUUAUGAUAGUCGGUUUGAAUCCCGGUUUGCCCUGAUUGUUUCUAGGUUUGUCAGCACCAUACCCAUGCUCGUUUGGUUUCACCAAAGUGGUAAACGUAUAAGACCUGCAUCACUUCAGGCUUUCCUCCCACAUCAAGCUGAUAUGGUAACUGAAAUUCUGUUCAAAGCGAUGUCAUACAUUGUACCAAAAUCACAUCUUUUGAGACAUAUGUAAAAAGUAGACGUUGGUAGGGAGUUUGUGACAAUUUCCAGAUUGGUUUGAAAAUACAAUGGAUUAAUAAUGAUCGAUCAUGAAGGUAAAUGACAGAAUCACCAGUUCAGAGCAGUUCCUUUCUUUGUCCUUCAUGUACAACUGAAACACUGCCCCGAGUGUCUAGAAAGUGAGAAGAGACUGAGGUCCUGUUCCUGGGUACUGUGUUCAGUGCCUGAUGUUCCCAGCACUGGGACUACUUACAGUGGUACUCCUACUACCAAUCCCCUGUUGAUAAUCAAAAAACAAGAAGCUGCUUUAUUAUUCUGAUUUCAUGAAAAUUAAAAACAAUUGAUUCAAUUUGGGGUUUCUUUUCAAUUUUGACCUCCUUUCUCAAGGUGCUUCCUAAAACACAGUCUGAAGAAAUGUGUCCUUUAAAUGAGUUUGAAAAUCACACCUGUUAAAUGAUUAGUGAUUAAAUUUGGGAAACACCCAUAAUAUUUCCUUGUUUAACAUGAGAUCAUGUUGCUGAGAAAAACAAAAAACGAAAUUAAGUUUUUAUUAAAUGACAGGUCAAAGAGUUUUUAAAUUGACUGUCUCUGAAUAUUUUGUCUGCAUGGGUGGGGAGGAACCAGUUAUCUCAUUCAGUCAUGUCUUGAUGCUGACAAUGCCAAGCUGACCCUCACUGGCCAUUGUCCAGUGUCAUGACCUGCAUCUUGUCAUACAGCCAUAUAUUCACAGAAAUCCAUCUGGACCCUUGAACAUCUGGGGUAGAAUAGGUCUUCAGCCACCCAUGCUUGCCCUAAAAUGCGACUAUGCUUGUCGUAAGAGCCGAUUAACGGGAUGAGGUGGUCAGACUUGCUGACUUGGUUGAUGCAUGUCAUCG